AUGGUGACUACAAUUGCUCCAACCCCUCCUCAUGUUGUGGCUGUGCCAGUCAAUCACGAUGACAUAAAUCUUUCUGAAGUUGUUUCUGAGGCAAACCUUGUUAGAAAUCCUAAGGAAUGGUGGGUGGAUACUAGUGCUACUCGCCACUUCUGUGUUGACAAAAAGAUGUUCACAUCUUAUUCUGUGAUGGACAACGGCAAACAACUAUUCAUGGGCAACUCUUCGACUUCAAAAGUUGAAGGAUCGAUUCCAGCCUCUUGUGGGAACCUUACACGAAUCACCAAGUUAUGGUUUAACAAUUUCAGCAGUCAAAUCCCCUCAUCAAUUUCAAACCUUGCAAAGCUUACUCACUUGGAUCUUUCCAAAAACAAUUUGUACGAACAAAUACCAGAUUCCCUUGGCAACAUGAGCCAACUUACUAACUUGGAUCUUUCCAAAAACAAUUUGAACGGUCAAAUACCGGAUUCUCUUGAUUUGAGAAACAAUAAGCUGCAUGGACAAAUUCCAGGACCAGUUUAUGAACUCCAAAACCUAACAUACUUGCUGCUUUCAUCAAAUAACUUAUGUGGUGUAGUGGAGUUAGAUAAGCUUCUAAAGCUUAAAAAUCUGACCUAUCUUAAUCUCUCAUAUAAUGGUCUCUCAUUAAGCAUCAACAAUAGUGUCAACUCUACCUUGACCAACUUUGACACUAUAGGAUUAGCUUCUUGCAACUUGAGCGAAUUUCCAAACUUCUUGAGAGAACAAACUGGAUUGUUUUCUCUAGAUUUUCAAACAAUAAAAUUCAUGGUGCUUGUCUUGAGGUUUAAUAGGUUUCAUGGUCACAUAGGCACCUUCAAGACCAAGGGCAAACAUCUUUUCCCUAAGUUGAGAAUUAUUGACAUAUCUUACAAUGAGUUCACUAGGCUUUUGACAACAUACUAUAUCAAACAAUUUGAAGCUAUGAUGAAUGUGGAUGAACAUGAAAUGAAACUGAAAUACACGGGUGAGACUUAUUACCAAUAUUCUAUGGUGGUGGUGGUGGUGAUGAUGAAAGGAUUGGAGAUUGAAUAUUCAAGAAUCUUAACAGUCUUCUCAAUUAUUGAUUUAUCAAGUAACAAAUUCCAAGGAGAGAUUCUGAAAUCCAUUGAGAAACUUAAUUCACUUUGA
This is a messenger RNA of Camellia sinensis, 1146 nucleotides long. Lineage: Eukaryota; Viridiplantae; Streptophyta; Magnoliopsida; Ericales; Theaceae. The record is from RefSeq and is a predicted model, not a curated record.